Messenger RNA from Dothidotthia symphoricarpi CBS 119687, 859 nucleotides. RefSeq names its product U2 small nuclear ribonucleoprotein B. Gene Ontology annotation, molecular function: RNA binding. The transcript has 4 exons. The record is from RefSeq and is a predicted model, not a curated record. Lineage: Eukaryota; Fungi; Ascomycota; Dothideomycetes; Pleosporales; Dothidotthiaceae. Bases 44 to 589 code for a protein of 181 amino acids.
CAGCAGUUGUCCAUACAAUACAGCACCACGACACACCUUCACCAUGGCUACAUCUGCACGCGGACCACCCGGCGCCGUCGCCGUGCCCAAAGAAGGCAUCCCCAACAGGACCCUGUACGUGCGCAAUCUCCCCGACAAGCUGCCCAAAGAGGACCUGAAGCGGAACUUGUACAUGCUGUUCGCGACGUAUGGCGUUAUUCUGGACAUCGUAGCGCUCAAGACGAUGAAGAUGCGCGGACAGGCGCAUGUUGUGUUCCGGGACAUUGAUUCCUCGACACAAGCUAUGCGUGCGCUGCAGGGCUUUACCUUUUUUGGCAAGGACAUGACCAUCGCCUAUGCAAAGACGAAGUCGGACACCAUUGCCAAACUCGAUGGCACGUUCAAGAUGCCCGAGCCGGAGCGCGAACACGAUUCUGAAGACGCGGCUGCACAACCUACUGGCUUUGGGGUGGUGCCGGCGAAGGCGGUGCCGGUCAAUGAGCAGGAUCGAGCAAAGGGGCAGAAGCGAGCACGCGAGGAAGAAGAGGAGGAGGAGGAAGAUGAAGACGCCGAGAUGGAGAUGGACGUUAGCGACGAAGACUCAGACUAGCACUCCAUAUAUCACACGCUGGUUGAGGACCGAGCAAAGAAAAUACAGCCUUGGGAACGCCAUCCACGACACGCCUGUAGGAGAGAACGGUCAAGGCGCGGAUACAUACAGGGUGGGGAUCAGCGACACGAGUCGCCUAUAUAGGAGAAAGAUGACCGCCAAAUGACGUUAUGCCACGAGAUCUGCGACGACCUGAUAGAAAGAUGUGAUGAUUACCAUAUCUACAUAAAUAAACCAAGUCGAGACCGCGGGCUCCCUUAAAGCGCGGAG